Molecule: messenger RNA, 513 nt
Organism: Strongylus vulgaris
Lineage: Eukaryota; Metazoa; Nematoda; Chromadorea; Rhabditida; Strongylidae
Source: the annotation of a GenBank genome assembly
AUGUGUUUCGUAGCACAUGACACCCUUCGCGAACAGGGUAACUUCCUGAGUGUGCUGAUACCACCACGGCCAGAUUUUGAAGUUUUCAAUUUUGCUGGCUUCUCUGAAGAGAGGGAUGAAAUUGUUAUGGAACUUGAUAUCGAGGACUUUGAGAGAAACGUAAUCGGGGGCCACUCUUAUCUUAAAAUGAAACUGAGACAAAAAGCAAACCAAAAGCCAUUUUUACAAGUGGAGCUGCGAGACAGAGGAACAAGACAUGAGCUUCCUGUUAGAUUGAUCAAAACAGCUCAAUGGUCGAUGUUUCGACGGCCAGAUGUUCCUAGAGGAGUGACCUUAAAGGUCAACAAUAAUGGUGAGAUGCAUCUAAGAUGCCGAAUGGAUCAGGCUGAAGUCACUGUCUAUUUUAGCGAUCUGGCCAAUGACACAAUCACCGGUCGGUCUCUAAGGGCAAUCCCAAGAGCGCUGGUGCACUGUACGCCUAUCCCUGAAAGUGGUUCAUAUGUUCUUCUCUAG